This is a messenger RNA of Engraulis encrasicolus (European anchovy), 2004 nucleotides long. It is a transcript of the gene gpr39, whose product is annotated as G protein-coupled receptor 39. Lineage: Eukaryota; Metazoa; Chordata; Actinopteri; Clupeiformes; Engraulidae. Gene Ontology annotation, cellular component: membrane. Gene Ontology annotation, biological process: G protein-coupled receptor signaling pathway. Gene Ontology annotation, molecular function: G protein-coupled receptor activity. Bases 550 to 1821 code for a protein of 423 amino acids. The transcript has 2 exons. The record is from RefSeq and is a predicted model, not a curated record.
GUGGUGGUGGUGGUGGAGCCUCCGUGAUAUCAGAGGAGAGGCACUGUGGCCUCUGUUCUCUGGUCCCUGCAAUAGAUGAUUAACCAGCACAGCUACUGCGAUAGAGGAAUGAAUCAGAGAGCGAGACAGAGUCAGAGACAGCGUCAGACAGACAAGAGUCAGACGAGCUAUGGCUGCCCUCUCCUUUGGACAGACCGUGGUCCCUGCCGGUAGAUUUUGGGCUAGGGCGCAGAGACCAGAGGGGUAUCCGACUAUCUUACCCAGCAAUCGAAUGUAGAUGUGAGUUUGAACUUUUGUUUGACCUUUUGAAUGUUAUAUGUGGUUUCUAUCGAAAGGCGUUUGUGUCAUCACCACAGUUUCCUCUCUGUAUCUUCCUGUUACUAGUAACUCCAGAUAAAGGCUUACAGCUUCUCAGCUUUCAGAACUUGACUUAUGUUUUGAGCAGCAUUUGUGUUUGGUAGUCAACCGAAGGCAUAGAUAACACAUUUUCAGUGCUGUAUCACUCACUUGCACCUCUGUGGGCUCGGUGGUACCGGUACUUGCGAGAUCAUGGGAGAGGCCGUCCUUGAGAAGGACUGGAAGCUGCUCGAGCCGCACAUCUCAGAGAAGGUCUUUCUCACGGUGCUGUUCAGCAUCAUGCUGGUGGUAGGCAUCAUUGGCAACAGUGUCACCAUCGAGACCACCAAUCUGCUGAGGCGCAAGGGCUACCUGCAGAAGAACGUCACGGACCACAUGGUGAGCCUGGCGUGCUCGGACCUGCUGGUGCUGCUGAUCGGGAUGCCCGUGGAACUCUCCAGCGCCAUCUGGAACACCAUGUCGGCGACCGGCGACACCUCCUGCAAGGUCUACAACUUCCUGUUCGAGACGUGCAGCUACGCCACGCUGCUGAACGUGGCCACCAUGAGCUUCGAGCGCUUCAUGGCCAUCUGCUACCCGUUCCGCUACAAGAGCCUGUCGGGCCGCCGCACCGCCUACCUCAUCCUCUUCGCCUGGCUCACGUCCGUCCUGGUGGCCCUGCCCACGCUCUUCGCCACGGGGAUCGAGUACCACCUGGCCAAGGUGGGGGACGACGGGCUCAUGGAGAACCUGACCUUCUGCACCUACCUGUCGGGCCACUGGACCAUGUACCAGGCCAGCAUCUGGGGGGCGUUCGUGGUGUACAUCCUGGUGCUGGGCCUGGUGGCCUUCAUGUGCCGCAGCAUGAUCCAGGUGAUCAAGAAGGCGGCGGGCAGCGUCAGCAAGACGGAGAGCGCCCAGGUGAAGAUGGCCAGGAAGCAGACCAUCAUCUUCCUGGGGUUGAUUGUGUUGGCUCUGGUCAUCUGUUGGUUCCCGAACCAGGUCAGACGCCUCAUGACCGCCACCAUCCCCAAGAGUGACUGGACGGCGUCAUACUUAAAGACCUACAUCGUCAUCCAUCGAAUAGGCGACACCUUCUUCUACCUGAGCUCUGUGAUCAACCCUUUCCUCUACAACCUGUCCUCCAGUCAGUUCCGACAGGUGUUUCUCCAGGUGCUGCUGUGUCGGCGCUCAGCAGUAGAACACAAGAACCGCAAGAACCUGUCUGGAUGGUCCGUAGCGUCAAAGUCCUCAGCGCAUCCGCUUAUGUCAAAGUCACGGCGCAAACAGGACUCUUCAGCUGACAAAACUGCUAAGUGGGAACGCAAGACAGAGCCACCAGAGCAUGCAGAGCUGGUGUGCUCCACACCACAGAGUGACAGUGGCAUCGUUAUGUCAAGCUCAGCUUGCACGCCAGUCCUGGAGGAGGCUGUGAAACUGCAAAAUGACUCAACACAGUUGGGCAAUGAUGAGACUGAGAUAUAAAAUGUUGCCCAUACCGAAGUAUCUGCAUUCUAAUAUCCAGCACACAUCAGCCAUUUGGACUGCAUUUGUUUGUGUGACUGGUAGUUUUUUUUAACGAAGAUAUCCCAGGACUGCCGCCUAUAUUGAAUGAAGUUUAUUGUAUUGUUAUACACAAAUAAAUUACAUUGCCUUAUAUGAAACAUA